AUGGUAAAACUUUUGAAGAUAUGCGGAGUUGUGGCAUGCGUUAGCGCUUUUGCUAUCUCUAGUGCACUGGCCGAUACUACAGCGGCCGCCAAAAACGUGGACAAAGUCAGCAUUGAUAUGGCUUCUUUACGUUUUGAAAAUGCCAAACCGGCCAAGAUAGAACCAAGUAAAUCUACUAAAGCUACAAGUACUUCUGGGAAGUCCACUACUGGUGAGGCUAGCAAAACCGGAGCAGCUGGAAAGUCCGGUGAGGCCAGCAAGCCCGAUGAAUCGGCUAAUCCAACCACUAGUGACAAGUCCGCCAAGAGUACCGAUGGUGAAAAGAAGACCUAUGCUGAUGACGAUGUAGUUGGUAGUGUCAAUCUUGUUUUCAGUCUUAACCGAACAAACAGCGAUCCUAUCUACAAGUCCUUCCUAGGCGACACUCAAAAACAACAAGAUUACAUAACUCAACUCAAAGAUCUCAUCAAAACCGAGUCGCUUACUAACAUUAAAGCCCAAGUUAGAAGUUCUAAAAUCGGUGCUUCCGAAGAUGAUGCCGUCAAUGCUAACAAUUCCGUUAUUGUCGAUAUAGACAUGUCUAAGGUCGAGAGUAUUGGUGAGCAACUAAAGCGGCAAAUGCCAAACUUCAAGUUAGGUUCAGAAGUAACCAUUGAAUUACCUCUUAAGCUCAAGGACUUAAAUGCCAUUCAGGACCAGAUGAAUCCCUCUGAUGACAAAUCCGCUGUUUGCUUCAGUCUCUCCAACAUGCCAAUCCCUAGGUUAGAUAAGGAUAAAGAUGAUCUUGUUCUGAAACCCCAAACUUCGCACAUUACUGCUACGUUUUACACCUCUGCUGUUCCUUGCCGCCAAGUCAUUGAUGGCAUUAAGGAUUCCACUGAUUCGGAACACUUUUUAUCGAAGUACUGGCACUUCAUUCUGAUCGCCUGCGUCCUUGUUGUUGGACUCUUUGGUGGUUUUAUCUACUUCAUGAAUUCUAAGAGUUCCAGUUAA
Molecule: messenger RNA, 993 nt
Organism: Nematocida homosporus
Lineage: Eukaryota; Fungi; Microsporidia
Exons: 1
Coding region: 1-993 (330 amino acids)
Source: RefSeq, a predicted model, not a curated record